GCUACUUACAUUUGGGGAGAGAGAGAGAGAGAGAGAGAGAGAGAGAGAGAGAGAGAGAGAGAAGAUGAGUGUAGAAGUGUUAGAUGGCGCCACCAUCCGUGCAUUUGUGGAGGACGAGCUUGCCUUCAAUGUCUCCGUCAACAACCAUUUCGCAAGCCUCGACAUAGACCACGACGGUCUCCUAUCCUACAAAGAGAUGAUGAAAGAGCUAAAGAGUCUUAGGGUCCUAGAGACCCACUUCGGCAUUGACUUUGUGGAGUCGAGUCCUGAUGAGAUUGCACUCAUCUACCGUUCCCUCUUCCUCCAGUUCGAUCACGACCACAAUGGGACCGUGGACUUGGAAGAGUUCCGGGCAGAGACCAAAGAGAUGAUGCUUGCUAUGGCGAAUGGGUUAGGAUUCUUGCCUGUUCAGAUGGUGUUGGAAGAGGAUAGCUUCCUCAAGAAAGCCGUUGAAUGGGAAUCUAACAUGGUCGCUGCUUAAGUCAAAACUAGUGUUGAACGCUUUUACUUCAGGGAAUUCCAUUUUUGUUUUCAAUUUUUAAUUUUUCAGAAUAUGUAUCCAUUUCAAUCUAUGCUUUGAGAAAUAAGUGUUGGGUUGCUCGAGGGCUUAUCCA
Messenger RNA from Magnolia sinica, 614 nucleotides. RefSeq lists its product as uncharacterized. NCBI's taxonomy places the organism in Eukaryota, Viridiplantae, Streptophyta, Magnoliopsida, Magnoliales, Magnoliaceae. Gene Ontology annotation, molecular function: calcium ion binding. The record is from RefSeq and is a predicted model, not a curated record. Bases 65 to 481 code for a protein of 138 amino acids. The transcript has a single exon.